Molecule: messenger RNA, 471 nt
Organism: Penicillium samsonianum
Lineage: Eukaryota; Fungi; Ascomycota; Eurotiomycetes; Eurotiales; Aspergillaceae
Product: Aminoglycoside phosphotransferase
Exons: 3
Coding region: 1-471 (156 amino acids)
Source: RefSeq, a predicted model, not a curated record
AUGGAGUAUCUCUAUACGCAGACUCUAGAGCAAGCGUGGGAUAGGCUGGAAUCUAAUUACCGCGUUUCAAUCUGUUAUAAGCUCCGAACAAUCUAUAACAAUAUUCGCCAACUCGAACAGGAACUAACAGAUUCAUUCAUAGGUAUAUUCACUUUCCUAUAUCAAAAACCAACGCCGGAUCCAUAUUCUAUCCCAAUCGAACCGUUCCGCCAUAAUUGGCCUAAUGAUAGUGAGAUCAAAUUUACGUAUAGCGAUCUCCAUCGCAGUAACAUCUUGAUCACACGCUCUGAACCUUAUCAUGUUCUUACACUUAUUGAUUGGGAACAAUCAGGGCAUGACGAAUGGUCUAAAAAGUAUUUACCGAUGAUUUUGUGUCAGUUCACUAGCACUUGGGAUCCAUGGAACUACUACACAAUGGCCAUGGAAUGUCAAGACAAAGGCGACCGACGUUAUAUUACUGAGGUUUUCUAG